Molecule: messenger RNA, 1682 nt
Organism: Eutrema salsugineum
Lineage: Eukaryota; Viridiplantae; Streptophyta; Magnoliopsida; Brassicales; Brassicaceae
Product: protein ABHD17B
Exons: 5
Coding region: 397-1437 (346 amino acids)
Source: RefSeq, a predicted model, not a curated record
AAGCACGAUUGAUAUAAUAUUUUUUUGCCGAUUUUUAUAACGAGACACUUCACGUCUAUUGGUCUCAUCCAACACGCGCCGCUUAUUUAUCUCACGCGCCACCGUCUUCGAAACGUUAAAUCUCAAAUCUAAUUCUUCUUCUCCUCUCCGCUUUGCUUUUUCAACUUGCCAAGCUUAUCUCACUUUUCCUUCUUUAUCUCCCACUUCUCCUUUUCAUUGUUCUGUCGUUUUCUCCUUUCUUUUUUUCCUUAAGAUCUCGGAAACCUAAAAAGGAGAAAAAUCUAGGGUUUUCUGUAAUUUCAAUCGGGAAAGAGAAAGAAAGAGGGUAAAGUAAUUUAUGAGUAAGAGGUGGUUCUGGUGUGUGAUGAUAAGAGAAUCAUCAUCAACAAAAUCGCCAUGGGAGGAGUAACUUCAUCGAUCGCCGCUAAAUUCGCUUUUUUCCCGCCAACACCACCGUCUUACGGCUUAAUAUCCGACGAUAAUAGCUCCUCCUCCGUUGACCACCGAUUGUACAUAACCGAGGUUCCUCGCCGCGACGACGUUGACGUUCUGAAGCUACGAACUCGUCGUGGAAACGAGAUCGUGGCGAUUUAUGUGAAGCACCCAAAAGCUAAUGGUACGCUUCUGUAUUCCCAUGGAAACGCCGCCGAUUUGGGUCAGAUGUUUGAGCUUUUCGUCGAGCUUAGCAAUCGCCUCCGUGUUAAUCUCAUGGGGUAUGAUUACUCUGGUUAUGGCCAGUCCACUGGAAAGGCAAGCGAGUGUAACACAUAUGCUGAUAUAGAUGCAUCAUAUAACUGCCUCAAAGAACAGUAUGGGGUAAAAGAUGAUCAACUGAUAUUAUAUGGUCAGUCUGUUGGUAGCGGACCCACGAUUGAUUUAGCUUCACGCACGCCUAAUUUAAGAGGGGUGGUUUUGCACAGUCCUAUUCUGUCUGGGAUGAGAGUUUUGUACCCGGUUAAACGAACAUAUUGGUUUGACAUUUACAAGAACAUCGACAAGAUCACUGCUGUUACCUGUCCUGUCUUAGUAAUCCAUGGAACUGCAGAUGAAGUAGUUGAUUGGUCUCAUGGAAAACAACUUUGGGAACUUUCCAAAGAGAAGUAUGACCCUUUAUGGGUAUCUGGAGGAGGACACUGCAAUCUAGAACUCUAUCCAGAGUUCAUAAAACAUCUGAAGAAAUUUGUAAUAUCGAUUUCCAAAACCAAGGGACCAAGAAACGGCUCAAACAAGACUGCUGCAGCAACGGAUGCAACCAAAAACCCGAGCAAGCCUUCAGAAAACGGACGUGCUGAUACGUUUCAACUAGGCUGCUGCCUUCCGGAAGUUUCUAGAAACAGUGUAGACAGUCAGCUGGAAAAAUCUAAGAAGACUAGUAAACCCGAGAAGUCUCGGAUGAGCGUUGAUAGGUUUAGAAGAAAAAAAGGUCUGGUCUGGUGACAUAAAAAGGGUCGAGCCAUCGCUCAAAACAGGGUAUUUGUUGUAACUCCUGUUUAUGUAAUCCAUGUAUUUUUGUUUAUUCUUCUGAAGCCUUUUGAUAUGUUGCUGCAUAAAUUUUAUGAUGUGUGUGGUUAUGUUGUUUAUUCAGGUUUGUUGUAUGUAUUUUCUGACAGAAACAGAUCAAAACUCAAAAGUCUUGAUUUCAUAUUUGGAUGUAACUUUGUCAUGAUACGAAAAUGCUGUAA